AACUAGGUGUUAGUGAGACCAGUGGGGCCGUGGCGCCAUGGUAUCACAUUUAAGACAAUUAAUUAAUUGGGGUAUGCAGUAGCAGGAAGAACAAAAAAUCACAUACACACACUUAAACAACCUCACAAGGCAUAGUUUAGCGGCACAUAGCAGAAGGAGUUGACGAUUUUGCACCCAUUGUACGGUGCGUUUUGGGUAAAAUCAGUUGAGGAGUGUUGAAAUGGGAUUAGGUGGAGUUGGGUUGUACUCUUCUUCUUCUUCUGCCGUGUUUGUGUUUGACCAUUAUUCUUUUUCUCAUUUCAAAUUCAACCAUCUCACCUCAACAGUCAAUCACUUGGCUCCAAAAUCCUUCUCUGCUUACACUUCUUCCACGAAACCCCUCCUUACCCUCACACCUAAACCUCGCACUGCUAUGACGUUACCUUCCGCCGCUCUGUUCUCCCAAAACCCUGUCGUCUCUGAUGUCGUUGCCACUGCCUUGUCCGGCUCUGUCGCCCUCUUCUUCCUCCAAUUGUGGAAAGAGACCGCCACACGUGGUAUCUUCGACCAGACACUAAAUAGGAAGCUUGUGCAUAUAAGCAUUGGCAUAACUUUCAUGCUUUGCUGGCCACUUUUCAGUCCUGGGUCUCGUGGAGCAUGGUUAGCAGCAACCAUUCCAGGAGUGAACAUUAUACGGAUGCUUGUCUUGGGACUUGGAUUAUGGAAAGAUGAGGCAACUGUGAAAUCGAUGAGCAGAUUCGGAGACUACAGGGAGCUUCUCAAGGGACCACUGUACUAUGUUGUAGCGAUUACACUUGCUUGUAUAAUCUAUUGGCGAACUUCCCCUAUUUCGAUUGUGGCAAUAUGCAACCUAUGUGCUGGAGAUGGUGUAGCAGAUAUUGUAGGAAGGCGGUUUGGUAGUAUUAAAAUUCCAUACAACAAAAACAAAUCUAUUGCUGGAAGCAUUGCAAUGGUAUCUGCCAGUUUCUUAGCGUCUGUGGGGUUUAUGUACUAUUUCUCCUUAUUUGGAUACAUGGAAAGAAGUUGGGAAAUGGUCUUAAAAUUUUGGAUUGUUGCUCUUGCAUCAGCACUGGUGGAAUCGCUUCCAAUAAGCACUGACCUUGAUGACAAUCUCACAGUUCCCGCAACAUCCAUUUUGGUGGGCAGUCUUAUUUUUUAUUUUCAUCAAUCCCUCUGAUUGUGCCAAGACAAGACUGACAAGCAACGACCAAGUUUCAUGGUCAAUCUUUUUAAUCUGGAGUAGAAUAUACUGUAUCUUAUCCACAUUCAAAAGUCCCUAUUUAGUAACAUUUCCUCUGUUGUAACAUGUGAAAAAAUUGAAACUUCAACAUUGUUAUUAAAUAAAGAUGAAAAAUAUUAUUAUAUGCUUA
Messenger RNA from Humulus lupulus (European hop), 1370 nucleotides. RefSeq names its product probable phytol kinase 3, chloroplastic. Gene Ontology annotation, molecular function: kinase activity. The transcript has 6 exons. The coding region runs from base 221 to 1177 and encodes 318 amino acids. The record is from RefSeq and is a predicted model, not a curated record. NCBI's taxonomy places the organism in Eukaryota, Viridiplantae, Streptophyta, Magnoliopsida, Rosales, Cannabaceae.